GUCCCCGGCUGGAAAUUCCCAGCUGCAAAGGGAAUCGACUCCAAUGCAAAGGGAAGGAACAGGAUCCAAGGAAAGGUGUGAGCACAGCAGCGAUGGGUCGUAGAAGGGAUUUUUUAUGAGGGGUUCGUGUUUCCCUUUCCCCCAGCGACGGUUCCUGAGGUCAGAUGACCUGUGAUUCAUCUCGUACUCCCUUGAGGACCCACUUGGAGACAGAAAGGGGACAACACUUGUAGGACCAGAGAAACAGAAGCAGUCAAGGAGUUGCAGGUGGUGCCUUCCCUUCUCUCCAGCAUGGCUCUUUGGCUCUGGCCUCUCCUGGUUCUCCUGAGGGCAGAGGAGGGAGUGGCUGAAGACAUAGCUUUCACGGCCUGUAGGCUUCAAGGCUUUAAGGAGAAAGUGCUGGAGGUGCUGCCAGGAGGCGGCUGGGACAAUUUGCGCAAUGUGGACAUGGGAAUGGUGAUGAGCCUCAAUUAUUCCCAGUGCCGGACCACCGAAGAUGGACAGUACCUCAUUCCCAAUGAUGUCUAUGUGGUGCCCCUCAAGAAGAGCACGGUGGAAGUGCAUUCGGAGCUCAUUGAGGACUGGCUGAGCUACACCGAUGCCUUUGCUUCAUCCAUCAAUGCAGAAGCUUCCUUCCUUUCUGUACUCAAUGGCAAGUUCUCGUCGGGCUCCCAGGAGACAAAGAUGCACAAUGUCUACGAUGAGACGGUCACCACACGGAUGCAAGUGCGGUAUCACAUCUACUCUGUGAAAGCCCAGCCCACUUUCACCUUGAACAAGGAUUUCCGUCAUCAGCUGCUCACCAUAGGCAACCAGCUGGAGAACAACCAGAGCCGGACCGCUGAGUAUCUUGCAGAGAUGCUGAUUCUCAACUAUGGCACCCAUGUGCUUACAGGUGUGGAAGCUGGAGCCAGCCUAAUCCAGGAGGACCAGGUGAAGCGCAGUUUUGUGUUGGACAAGGAGUCUGAGAAAGCAGGCAUCACUGCCUCAGCCUCAGCCACCUUUUUCAGCAAAGUGAAUGUGGGAAUCAAUUUUUCGAUGCAAACCUCAGAUGAUCUGACCAAGGGGUACAUAGAAAACACGGUGGAUUCCAAGCUCGAGAGCUGGGGCAGCGUGCCUUUCUACCCUGGGAUCACCCUCCAGAAGUGGCAGGAGGGCAUCCCCAAUGGCUUAGUGGCCAUAGGCAAAUCUGGGUUGCCUCUGCCAUUUUUCAUCACAGCUGAGGCCUUACCAGAACUGCCAGAACCAACAGUUACACGCGUGGCGGCUUUGGUGGAAAACGCUAUCCGCCUCUACUAUGCUGUGAACACCCACCCAGGCUGUGUCAAGCCUGAUUCUAGCAACUUCAACUUCCAGGCCAAUGUAGAUGAUGGGUCGUGUCAAGCCUCCAAGACUAACUUCACCUUUGGUGGGGUCUUCCAGGAGUGUCACGGUAUAGCUGGCCAGGACACAGAAGAGCUCUGCCAGUCAUAUCAGGUCCAGAACCCACUGACAGGGGGAUUUUCUUGCCCAGCUAACUUUACCACCGUCUUGCUGCAUGGAGAGCAACGCACCACAAGCAAACCCAAGACGGAGUGCCAUGAGCAGUGCCAUUCCUGUUGGCUUUUGUUUUCUUGCUGUAAUAGAGUGUGUGGCAUUCGCUACUACCCCACCACCGUGAAGUUCAAUGCCUACUGGUGUGCUGCCACAGGGCCAGUGCCUCAGAAUUCAGGAUUCCUCUUUGGAGGACUGUAUAGUAGUGGGAGUGAGAACCCCAUUACCAGCAACUAUGCCUGCCCGGCCUAUUUCUUCCCACUGGAACUAUUUGAUAACCUCAAGGUGUGUGUCAGUAGUGACUAUGAGAUGGGAACACCCUUUGCAGUGCCCUUUGGUGGCUUCUUUAGUUGUCAGUCUGGUAACCCUUUGGCUGGAUUACUGAAGGGACAGAGCCCUGGGAUCCUCCAGGACUUUUUCUACCAGGAGUCCUCCACUCAAUAUCCCAUGAAAUGCCCAUCUGGAAAUAGCCAGCAUAAGGCCUACAUCAGUGAUGGGUGUGAAAUCCUCUACUGCUUGCAGGCCGGGACCCUUUUUGCUCAGCAGUUAGCUCCUAUCAAGCUUCCACCCUUCUUACGUGCGCCAACUUUAAGUGGCGAUCUUCCUGAAACCAUCCUAGUGCGCUCUGAUGGUAGCUUGGCCUGGGUUAAAAUGCGCCAGACUGGGAGCUGGCGGCUGGCCAAUGCCACAGAUGAGAAGCAAAUGGCUUUUCUUGUACAGGGUACGGAAACGUCGAGACCAUCUGCAGGCGCCAUUGCUGGAAUUUCAGUCUCCAUGGCUGUCCUGCUAACAACCAUUGCUCUUGUGAUAUACAGAAUCCGGCGGCACAAGACCAGAGGUUACCAGGAAGUUUCCAAUGAGCACUUAGUAGCGGAUCAAGGGGACUAUGGAACAACAGCCCCAGAACUCAGUGCUGCCUGAGGCACCUUUUAACCAGCAUCCUGGACCUAAAAUGCCUAAAUUCAGGGAAGGUGUGAAUCAAGUCCAGGAAGUGUGGGAUCAGAAUAAUAAUCGAUGCAUUGUUAUCGGGGCGAGGGGUGACAAUAAUUGAAAUUUCCAAGUAUUGAAUCUUAGUAUAUAGAAUGUUUUUUUAAGGCAGCAUGUUUUUUUUUAAAUAAAAGACACCAUUAAUGUUUCAUUAGAAAUGAGUAAGUAACUGAAACCAAAGAACUAGGAAUUACUAUGCAUUUUGGGCUAGGCUUAUACAGAAGGGAAAAGAAGACUAGUUCAAAGCAGUACGGUCUUUGUUUACUUAUCGGUUUUAAACAGAUUUGUGGACACAGGGAAAAACAUUGAUUGUGGGAAGUGGGAGCAGAAGAAGAUUAAAAAGAAUGGUGAUGUUUAUUUUCACGGCAGGGCAACUCUAGGAGAAUAUCAAGGGUUAGCAACUUUGAUCUGCACAUUUUGACAUUCUUUGCUUACUUUUAUUGUGCCUUGACCUUGAUAAACUCAUACUUGAUACUGUAAAGAAAAUUGAAAAAUUGAACUAAAUGGAAAAAAUAUCCCUUUGAUAGCCACUCAGAGGUUUUUUUCUGAACCUAAUAAACACUGGGAUACAUAA
Messenger RNA from Anolis carolinensis (green anole), 3094 nucleotides. RefSeq names its product macrophage-expressed gene 1 protein. The record is from RefSeq and is a predicted model, not a curated record. The transcript has 3 exons. Bases 292 to 2454 code for a protein of 720 amino acids. NCBI's taxonomy places the organism in Eukaryota, Metazoa, Chordata, Lepidosauria, Squamata, Anolidae.